AUGGCACGAGUGACAUUCUCUGUUCUUCAAUCUUGUCUCUCCUUUCUCUUAUUCUCUUCCUUUCUCCAACUCCUCCUGACAUGCCACGUGGCAACCGCAGCCGGCGGAGGACGGUGGCAGCUCCUCCUACGAAGUGUCGGGAUCUCGGCCAUGCACAUGCAGCUCCUCCGCAACGACCGUGUCAUCAUGUUCGACCGUACGGACUUCGGUCCCUCCAACAUCUCCUUGCCUGGCGGUAACUGCCGGAGUAAUCCAAACGACCGCGUUUCGAAGGUCGAUUGUACGGCUCACUCCGUCGAGUUUGACGUCAUCUCCAACGGGAUCCGUCCACUCACCGUUCAGUCCAACACCUGGUGUUCUUCCGGGUCCGUCAUGCCAGACGGGACGUUGGUUCAAACCGGAGGUGACUUGGACGGAGAGAGACGAGCCAGGCUGUUCUCCCCUUGCUUUUCCAACGACUGUGACUGGAAGGAGCUCGAGAACGGCUUGGCCCUUCGGCGAUGGUAUGCGUCCAAUCAUAUUCUGCCAGAUGGCUCACAGAUCAUCGUUGGUGGUCGUGGCCAGUUCAACUUCGAGUUUUACCCUAAAACCAAAGAUCCGAAUGUGUACAAUUUACCCUUCUUGGCCCAGACCAAUGAUCGAGGAAGCGAGAAUAAUCUAUACCCUUUUGUGUUUCUCAACGUUGAUGGAAACCUAUUCGUCUUCGCCAACAAUCGAGCUAUUCUUCUUGAUUAUAAUAAGAACACGGUGGUCAAGACUUACCCGGCAAUCCCAGGAGGCGACCCAAGAUCGUACCCGAGCACUGGCUCUGCCGUUCUCCUGCCAUUGAAGAACCUAGAAGCCAUUGACGUUGAGGCCGAGGUUCUGGUGUGUGGCGGUGCACCGAGAGGAGCGUACGAACAAGCAUGGAGGAGGAACAACUUUAUAAAAGCACUCAACACAUGUGCAAGAAUCAGGAUUACGGAUCCGAACCCGCAAUGGGUGGUGGAGUCGAUGCCUCAAGCGAGAGUCAUGGGGGAUAUGACACUUCUUCCGAACGGAGAUGUUCUGAUCAUCAAUGGCGGCGCGUCCGGAACUGCUGCGUGGGAGCUUGGUCGUGAUCCAAUCUUUGCUCCGGAUCUUUACCGUCCUGAUAACCCGGUCGGAUCAAGAUUCGAGACGCAAAACCCUAACACCAUCCCGAGAAUGUAUCACUCCACUGCCGUUCUACUCCGAGAUGGGAGAGUUCUUGUCGGAGGCAGUAACCCACAUGCCUUCUAUAACUUCACCGGCGUUCUAUUUCCGACAGAGCUAAGCUUAGAAGCUUUCUUGCCAUCGUAUUUGGACCAACAGUUCUCGAAUCUUCGUCCAAUGAUAACAUCGCCCAAAUCUCAAGUCAAGAUCAAGUACAACAUGAAACUGAAGCUGAAAUUCACCGUGUCGGGAGAGGUCAAGAGCCCGGUGAAGGUGACAAUGGUGUUCCCGUCUUUCACGACUCAUUCCUUCUCGAUGAACCAGAGGGUUCUGGUCUUGGAUAACAUCAAAACACCUAAGAUAUGGGAUUUCUUCAACUUUUUGAGAAAAGGGAAAUCAACAUCGACAUACGAAGUGGAGGUGAAAACGCCGAGAUCGGCGAAUAUAGCACCGCCUGGUUAUUACAUGAUGUUCGUCGUGAAUCAAGACAUUCCAAGCGAGGGCAUUUGGGUGCAGCUUCAAUGAUCUUCAUUCAUUCCGUGUACGCUCUUUUAUGGAAUGUGAUUUUCGUUGUUUUGAGUUUGCUUCUUCUAAUGAUUUGAAAGAAUUGUAUUUAAUUUGUAAGAAAAAAGGGUGAAAGA
Tarenaya hassleriana is the source of this 1814-nucleotide messenger RNA. RefSeq names its product aldehyde oxidase GLOX-like. The record is from RefSeq and is a predicted model, not a curated record. The transcript has a single exon. Lineage: Eukaryota; Viridiplantae; Streptophyta; Magnoliopsida; Brassicales; Cleomaceae. The coding region runs from base 1 to 1698 and encodes 565 amino acids.